This is a messenger RNA of Mytilinidion resinicola, 459 nucleotides long. RefSeq lists its product as uncharacterized. The record is from RefSeq and is a predicted model, not a curated record. The transcript has a single exon. NCBI's taxonomy places the organism in Eukaryota, Fungi, Ascomycota, Dothideomycetes, Mytilinidiales, Mytilinidiaceae. The annotation marks the transcript as partial.
GUUUUUGACGAUAUCAACAAGCAUAACAAAGACUGGCGAGAUAUCAUUCCAUAUAUCAGCUCUCUCUACGUCCCGUUCGAGUCCUGGAGUUUCGCUGAAUAUGGAUCUGGGCGGGGAUGGAUUGCAGUGAUUGACGGUGAAGUAAUUCGGACUGGUCGUCCGGCAUUUCAUUUCUUGAACCAAUUCGGCGAACCUGUCCCAGCUGCCGAGCGCCGUCUACCAGCAGAACACGGCUUGAUGAGCUGUGUGCUCGAAAAUGCACGAACGUGGAUGGACAUCCCGGAUCAGGGUUGGACGGCACUCGUUCAGGUCACGGACAGCAUGAUGGCUCCAAUGGGCCUGGGCCCAUCGCAGGAAGUUCGGGAUGAGUUGAAUCGAGUGGCGAGAGAAGAGUGGGAGGAGGCCGAAGCAGCUGAGCAGCUUGAGCAAGUUGCACUGCAUGAGUCUCAGGAUGGCUAA